Molecule: messenger RNA, 363 nt
Organism: Saxophila tyrrhenica
Lineage: Eukaryota; Fungi; Ascomycota; Dothideomycetes; Mycosphaerellales; Extremaceae
Exons: 3
Coding region: 1-363 (120 amino acids)
Source: RefSeq, a predicted model, not a curated record
AUGCAGUUCACCAUCAUCCUCACCGCACUUUUCGCCUCUCUCGCUGCAGCAGCCCCGGUCGGCACCCGCACGGCUUCUGCUCUUGAACGCCGCCAAAGCGACGGUGCAGGCUCGACCUCCACCUCCACCUCUGACUGCAACGGCUUGCUCUGCGGCCUCACUGGCGGUGCCGCAGCCGCAGCCGAUGAUGGCAACAGCACCAGCUCCACGAGCACUUCUGAGUGCUCGGCUCUAGGUACAUGCUCAAGCGGCUCCAGUGGCGCGGGGCCUACUGGGUCAAGCAGCGCAGCCGACGGCAGUGGGCUCCUGGAUGGCGCGUUGGACGGCGUGGACGGUCUGGUCGAGGGGUUGCUUCCGGCGUAG